CACAGAUUGCAAUCACUGCUAAGAAUGGAUAACUUAAUCCAUCGAGAAACAUUCUUAGCGCUGACUGCCAAAUACAUCGGAUUACAAUUGUGAGAAAAUGACGAUUCGUUUAUCAUAAACAUCCCUUACGUCAGCAGUGGGUGGAGCUAGCAUUGUAUAACUUGCGCACCUUGUAGGCUCGCUUUAUACGUAACGUGGUAUAUGCGGUGUUGGAAGGAAACGUAAGAUGGGAGGCCGUACUCGUUUUGUGGUGCUUUUUAUUACUUCCUUCUUCCUGGUGGAUGUUUCUGGGUAUUCAAAUGGAAAAGUUGAAAGUGUCUGUGAAACUAUGGUUCCCAACCAUAAGAGCACUGCACAGACAUCUGUUGCUCCAUAUCAAGUCAUUGCAAGCAAUACCACCUUUAAUCCAGGAGAUACGAUUCAAGUGACAUUGAAAAGCAAUUCAAGUGAAACCUUUAAAGGAUUUUUGCUGGAAGCUCGAGAUGCUUGGUCCUCUUUGAGAACUCCACUUGGCAAAUUCAUUACAGAUGAUUCUCAAGCUCAACCCCUUAACUGUGAUGUUGAUGGUAUUACCUACGAAGAUUCUGCUGUUAGUCAAGUAUCAUCAAGUGAAAAAUCAGAGAUCAUUGUCAACUGGACUGCACCAAAUUCGAACGACAUUGUAUUCAGAGCUACGUUUGUGAAAUCUAAGCAAACUUUCUGGACAGGCGUAUCAUCCUCAAUCAUUCAAAGGUCUUCCUCUGCCCCCACUGUGCCUCCACUGUCCACUAGCUCUCAGAAUCAAGGGGGCAACUUAACCUCGACUGCUAGUUCAAACCUGGAUGCUAUCUCCAGUGAAGGAUGUGGGACGACUAAAUUUUGCUUCAGUAAUCCUUCACAAUGCAACCCAGCCACAGAUCCAAAUUGUUACUUUAUGUCAUCCACUCCACUGGGUAACCAAGGGUUACGAUUUGAAAUGAGAGGAAAGGCAAGUGGCUACAUCUCAGUCGGUUUCUCGGAUGACAAAAUAAUGGGUGAAGAUGAUAUAUACAUUUGUAGUAUAACUAACACUGGACGAAUAGAAGUUCAACGAGCCUAUUCCACAGGAAGAACACCCCCGAGCCGUAUGUCGCUGGGUGAAGUAGAUGGUAUAAGUGUGGCAAAUAAAAAUGGAAUAAUUCAAUGCUCAUUUGUAACAAGAAACGUCAUUUCAACAGCCCAAAGAGCUGCCAAUAAUACGUACUACUUAUUUUUUGCUUAUGGAACUUCAAGUGGUGGAAGAAUAAACAAGCAUCAAGAUUCUCCAUUCAUAUCAAUGGAGAAAGUAAAUGUAGCAGUUGCACAGUCAGCCUCUGGGAACAAUGACACACCUGUCCUUAUCAAGACUCACGGUGCACUGAUGUUAAUAGCUUGGAUGACGACUGGAAGUAUUGGUAUGCUGAUUGCCCAGUAUUUUAAGUGCAUAGGAAAUACAAAAAAGAUUUUUGGCAAGGACCUUUGGUUUCAGUUGCACUGGCCUCUGAUGAUACUGACUGUUGUAUUGACAAUAAUUGGCUUUGUGCUGGCAUUCGUCCAAGUAAAAGGUUGGAGUCAUGGUGCCGGGUCUCACCCUGUGUUGGGAUGUAUAGUUAUGGGGCUAGCACUGAUUCAACCUACAGCAGCCAUCUUUCGUCCUCCACCAGAUCACAAGAGGCGGUGGAUUUUCAAAUAUUUUCAUUCAGCAGUGGCCUAUGCGAUCAGACCUAUUGCAGUGGCAACACUAUUCCUAGGUAUUUUACUAAUAAAUUCGGCACCCAGUAAGUGGCCAGUAAAGGUAUUGGGUGGUUUUGUUGGAUGGGAAUUCCUUGUCCACAUUCUGUUUAACCUGAUCUUCUGUUUUGGAAAUGGAGCAACUUGUAGUUGCAAAGACACGAAGAAAGUGGCGAAGCCCUUCUUACUCGUAUUUAUGGUGUACCUGUGUGGAAACUUGGCAUUUCUGAUAGCAGUCCUUGUGGGAAUUGGCCAAACAUAACAUUUCAUUUUGCAAUGAAGACAGUUACGGAUCCUUACUGGUCACUGGCUUGGUAUCAUGAAGACUUCAACAUGAGUCAUACCCCAACUAAACACUUGAGCCAAUUUGAAAAGUCUGAUCCUGGUUUUUACGAUUGUUUAUGGUUGCAGAAAGAUGAUUAUUAGCCUGUCAAGAUUCUACAGUGAGCUAAUGAAUCCCACCUUUUUGAAGAUCAAGAAGGCAUUUAAUUAUCACACCCAUGAAUUUGUAUAUCAGAAUGUCUUACAAAGAAUUGUAAGUAAUUAUUAUAUGCUUUUUGUUUUUAACUCUUAAUAUACUCAACAGGAUGGUGAUGAUGUCAUGGGAGGAACCGAUGUAAGCUCCUAAAGCAAACUGAAAUAGUAUGACUGUCUUAAAUUCGUAGUUGUGAAGCCUUGGCCCUAGAUGAAAGAUGUUGCUCAUUGAAGCUAAAACAAUUGUGAAGUGAUUCAGAGUACUAAUUUACAUCCAAAGCAUCUACUGUGGUUUAAUUGUUAAUUUUCCUUCACCCUUUGCCUAAUGGCUUCCUGGACUAAAUGAUUCAAUGAUUUGUAAACAUGGGUGUCUUGGCCUUGACUUUGAACACUAGAACAAAGUCCCUUCAGCUCUGCAGUUGAGCAAUAUCACUCUCUUGUUGCUCAGGGUGGAUGGAUUACAAUGUAAUUUCAAAGUGACAGUUCAUCUGCAUCAUUACUUUUGAUAUUAAUUACGGAAGCUCCACACAAUGUUGACUUUCAGAAGCAAUUAACUAGAUCGUGCAUAUUUUGGAUCAAAGAGCCUGUGAUGUAGACUACUAUGCCUGAAAUUAAGCCUUGUAUCUGAUAAUUAUCUUGCUAUUGUAUUGUACAAAAUAAACAUUUAAGAUUUUUA
Molecule: messenger RNA, 2878 nt
Organism: Mobula hypostoma (lesser devil ray)
Lineage: Eukaryota; Metazoa; Chordata; Chondrichthyes; Myliobatiformes; Myliobatidae
Product: putative ferric-chelate reductase 1
Exons: 16
Coding region: 227-1990 (587 amino acids)
Cellular component (GO): membrane
Source: RefSeq, a predicted model, not a curated record